This is a messenger RNA of Naegleria fowleri, 2286 nucleotides long. RefSeq lists its product as uncharacterized. Gene Ontology annotation, cellular component: COG complex. NCBI's taxonomy places the organism in Eukaryota, Heterolobosea, Eutetramitea, Acrasida, Naegleriidae. The transcript has 2 exons. Bases 1 to 2286 code for a protein of 761 amino acids. Gene Ontology annotation, biological process: Golgi organization; intracellular protein transport; retrograde vesicle-mediated transport, Golgi to endoplasmic reticulum. The record is from RefSeq and is a predicted model, not a curated record.
AUGGACAUUUCAAAGUUUCUCGCUGAUGACUUUGAUCCGACGAAUUGGAUUAAUGAAAUGUUGUCAUCCUCAUCAUUGUUGGGAAACACGAGUUCGGAUCAAGUGAUUUCGGGAGGAAACACUCGUCCUUCAACACCGCCUCUAACCUCUCUCAAUGUACCAUCCAUGACGACGGAUAUGAGUUAUCAGGUGAAUCAAAUCAUGUUGAAAUUACAAGUAUUAUUCUCGGAUUUGGGAUCAUAUAUGGAACAAGAAGUAAAGACAUCUAUUCAGAAAAUUCCUAAUGCCUUGUUUGAAAUUGAAAAGAUGCAGGAUCAAACCAUUAAUUUAUUUGUUGCUGUAACGAGUCUUUAUAAGAAGAUUGAAAACAUUGAUUCGGAAUGUUAUGAAGGAAACAAACAUUUUGAAACAUUGAAACAAUUGGUACAACUCAAGAUGGCUCUCUCUUCUAUCUUGUUAACUUUGGAACAAUCUAAAUCGCUGACAAAAUCCAUGCAGCAAUUGGAUUUAUUAUUCCGAGAUCGUGCUUCCAACGUUUCACUUCAUCCCACUCAUUCUGGAUCAACUAUUUCCCUCUCUCCAAACAAUGUAUCUUCGUCAUCUGGCUCUGGAGCUAAAUCUCCAAUAGUAACAGCUCAAAGUCCGAACUUGAAUGUCUUUUCGGGAGAGUCAUCAAACAUGCAAGAUAUUUCAAUGGAAACCUUGAGAGAAAUGACGAAUCAAAUUUGUUGUGUCGAAGAAGGAGUACGAACAUUGGAACCAUACAGCGAAAAAGUGAAAACAAAAUCAAAACCCAAGUUGUUACAAUAUAAGGAAAAACUCAUCAAAUCUCUCAUUGGAGGAAAAUUUGUGGCUGAAAUGAUGGAAACCUCUGAAAAGAGAAAUAUUGAAGUUUGCAGAGAGCUAAUUUAUUUGACACUUCGAAUUGAUAACAUUAAUGGAAUUUUUACAAUUUUUGAAUUGUAUUAUGACAAAAACUAUAAGGAAAUCAUUCAGCAGCAAACCAAACAACAACAAUUUUUCAAUCAAAUACUAUACAUGCUCAAGCAAGAGGACAAUGUUUAUCGAAAAUUAUUUCAGGGAUUUACUUCUCAGGACGAGCUUAGAAAUCAGGCAAAAAUUAAGCUUGUCGAAUAUUGUUUCAAUCACAAGAAUUGCUCUCUUGUGAAAACAGAAGAUUUACAACAAUUGGUAAUGAUCCAGUACAAAUCGACCAAGCUCUUUGCCAAGCAGCUAGAAGAUCUUUCAAAAUACCCAUCCAUUCAAAAGUUGCUAUUUGAACCCUUCGCCGUAACUCAGUCUUCCUAUUUGAGAAAUCUCGAAAAGGAAUAUCUCAUGAAACAAGUUAGACCACACUUAUCAAUGAGUGACAGUUUUGUAGAAUGUGUCGAUGAGGCUCUCAAUGCUUUAUUUGUGGAGUGUGAAAAUGCUUUGGAUCGAUGUAUUACGUUUACCUAUGGCAUAGAGUCGCAAAUGUUCAUUCGUGUCAUUAAUCAAGUAUUUGAAGAUUUUGGAGUUUUAAUAAGCAAAACAAUCAAUACUGAAAUGAACAAGGCUGUCAAAGCAAAGAAACCUACAACUAUACAGACAGAUAUUUCAUUCACUACCAAAGACAGAGAGAAUGUGCAAAAUGCUCUCAAACUCUAUGAAUUGCUUCAUGAUAAGGAAAAUGGAGUCAAGAAAAAACUCGAAGAUUUGGAACAAAAAAUCAAGUCCAAACUUCUUGAAGCUCUAAAAGAAGUUGUUCUUUCCAAGAAUGUGGAUGAAUAUUAUUCUACAGGAAGUGCAAUUCCAUUGUUUACGAUGGCAUUCAAAUCGGUGGAUAUUAAUUUGUUGCAGCCGUCUCACAAUUUGGCAAAAAGCACACUCAUGGCAUUUGUUUCCUCUCUCAUUACUGGAUCCACGAAGAACUUGACAGGUAAAUCGUACUAUCUCUCGCUCAUAGAUCCCGGUAACACUGUAGAAUAUGUGGAUGACAUUCAUUUACCAGAGUUGCAACACUCCAUUCCACCCUCUAAAUUCGUGUCACAAGUAGGAGAAUAUCUCAUCAAGCUACCUGAGCAACUUGAAAUUUUGGCCAACGACGAUUUUGUUGCCUUUUGGAUUGACCGUAUUUGUAAGGAAACAUUGAAUCUUUUGUCUUCAAGUGUGGAGGCACCUAAAAGUGGAAGCAAGUAUCAAAUUCUCCAAUGGAAUGCUGAUGUGCGUUAUUUAAGGCACGUGCUAGUGGAAGUUCUCGAUUUUAAUGGACCCGAGCUGAAUAUUUUGACCACCAUAGGAAAGUAA